Molecule: messenger RNA, 1715 nt
Organism: Clunio marinus
Lineage: Eukaryota; Metazoa; Arthropoda; Insecta; Diptera; Chironomidae
Source: the annotation of a GenBank genome assembly
ACUACGAAAGACGUUAAUUUAAAUUUUAUACUCAAACCUAAAUAACAUUUUGUUCAGAUAGUGAAUUGAAAUUAAACCGAAAAAAUAUUAAAAUUAUUUUUUUAAACUUCCAGAUGUCGAAAAUGGAUCUAAGAAAAUCAGUUCUGACAAAACAAACUCAAAAUGUUUUAAAUGAGUCUGUUGGAAAUGCUUCAAGUGCCUCAAUGUACGAAUCUGCCGUUGACGAAAGUGAUAAUUCUCUUUAUUAUUCCUUCACAAAUGAAUCGUUAGAAUCAGAAGGAUUAUCAGAGAAAAGCCAAAUUGAGUCUAUAAACAGUUCUGUAAGCAGCGUAAUAAGUGAAGCUGACAAAGAGAAUACAAUCAUAAGAAGAGAGUCGUUUACCAGAAAGCAAUUAUUGAUGGAAGUUGAAACGGAUUCAGAAACUAAAUCAAUUAUUGUGAAUGAGAAAUCACUUUUGAUAACUUCGGAAUCCAUGGAAAGUGAAGUUAAAGAAGUUCUUGUAAAUCAACCCUUAGAUCAAAAAGUUGAGAAUUUAGAGAAGCAACAAGAAAAAGUAACAGAAAUGGAAACAAACAUCCAUGAAGAAGAUUCGAUCGAGCAAUCCAUGAAAAAUGAUAAUGAUUUUAUCGAGCAAUCAAUGAAAAGUGACAAAGAAAAUGAAAAGGAAAUGAAAGGUUCUUCCUCCAGUUCUCCAAUUAUUACAUAUGAUUUAACAAAAGACGAAGACACUCCUCCUGUUACAGAUAAAAUGAUGGAAACCUCAGAUAAUAAUGCAAUUCAAAACGAAGUCGAACACUUUAUUCCUAAUCAAGAAGUUGUCAGAUCCUUGAACAUCCAUUCCAGACCUGGUUCACCAGCUGUACGUGUUCAGAUCAUCAUAGAAGAUCCAAAUGCAAACAUUGUCAAUCCUUUCACAUUUAUAAAUGACAUUCAGCCUCCUGCUUUGGAGCGUCCAUCAGUAAGUGUGAAUAUUCAAUCAAAACCAAAGCCUGAAAUUCCAGAACAAAAAAAGCCGCGAAGAUCGACAAGAAUCCCUUCACAAACGCAUUUUUAUUCACCAAUCAUUCGGAAAUCUUUGGAGCGUAAAUCACUUGAUAAGAAAGCAAAAGUUCCAACGACACGUCGUACAAUUUUUGAUGGACCUAAGAAAGCAGGAACCUCAGGUGAAAGCUCAAGUGAAAUUCCUAGACCUUUAAUAAAAAAUAAAAUGUUCAAAUGCACUUCAACAAAAGAGUGUAAAGAUGAAUUUCCAACAUUUAAGUCUUAUCAAGAGCAUUUGAAAAGUCAUAAAACUUCAAUCGCAUCAAAGUCGAGCACGAAUUUCACUUGCAAAUGGUGUGGAAAGAAUUUCAAGCUUUCUUCAGCUCUUCUCAAUCAUCAAACCGAAAUGUGCACAAAGAUUCCAUUCAAUGAAAAACGCAAAAUGCUUACAGAGACUGAAAAGAAGGAAUCAGCUCGUCGUCGUACAAUGCUCUUCACCGCUCCAUUGCCUAAAAUGAGAUCACCAGCAGCUCGAAAGCGAUCUCGUUGCACUCCAAGCCCAAAAAGUGUGAAGAAAUCAGGAGUAAAAGUAACACCAAAGCGAAACCUUAAAUGUCAUCUUUGUCCAUCGGUUGUUCCAGACGCCAUCGCCCUCGCAACUCAUGUCUUGGCUCACAAGUUUGAAAAGGAAAAAGCAGCCAAACAAGAGCAAGAAAAUUUAAAAAAAAUGUAA